AUGAGCGCCGCGGCAGGGGUGCGCGUACUAGGGGUGGGGGCGGUAGGGGUGGUGGGGGUGGUAGUAGCGGUGGUGGUGGCGGGGGUGGUGGAGGUGGCGGUGGCGGGGGUGGCAGAGGUGGCGGCGGAGGUGCCGGGGGUGGUGGAGGCAGUGGGGUUGGCGGGGCUGGUGGAGGGAGCUCGGGUGGCAGUCAAGGUGGAGCUGGCGGGGGUGGAGUUCAAGGAUCUGUGUCUAGUUCUGCACCUAGUGGAGGUUAUGAGGGUGGACAGUAGCACCAGCCACGUCCGUAGGAGACUCUCUCGCCGCAGCAGCUUUGUGAGUGGGUUGCCGGGCGCAACGGCCUCGGAGGAGGAGGUCGCUGCCAGUACAUCCGGCGCACGGGUUUGGCACCACCGUUCCCCCCUGUUUGGCAGCCCCCUCUAG
Molecule: messenger RNA, 423 nt
Organism: Closterium sp. NIES-65
Lineage: Eukaryota; Viridiplantae; Streptophyta; Zygnematophyceae; Desmidiales; Closteriaceae
Source: the annotation of a GenBank genome assembly